GCGUCUUCCGGGAUCGCUUUUAGCAGUGGGACAGCGAGUUAUCUGUUAGGAAUGAGUGCAAAGAUAGCAGCUCAAGCAGAUGCAGGCAAUACCCCAAUGAAUGUGAAGAAACUCUCUCUUGGCUGGAUAAUUGGCUUUCUUUUUACUGUCAGCUUUGUUGGUCUAUUCUCAAUAGUGCCGUUAAGAAAGAUGAUGAUCUUGAAGUACACAUUGACUUAUCCGAGUGGAACCGCUACUGCAUACCUUAUCAACAGCUUCCACACUAAUAAAGGAGCCAAGCUUGCCAAGAAACAAGUUAUGACGCUAUUCAAGUCCUUCUCUUUUAGCUUUCUGUUCGCAUGUUUUCAGUGGUUUUUCGCAGCAGCUGAUGGCUGUGGUUUUAGUAGCUUCCCUACAUUUGGUCUCCAGGCCUUCAAACAAAGGUUCUACUUUGAUUUCUCAUCGACAUAUGUUGGUGUUGGUAUGAUUUGCCCUUACAUGGUCAAUGUCUCAUUACUUGUUGGAGCCAUUGUUUCAUGGGGAAUCAUGUGGCCUCUGAUUGAGUCCAAGAAAGGCAGCUGGUAUAGUGCUGAUCUAUCUGCAAGUAGUCUUCAUGGAAUUCAAGGAUACAGGGUUUUUCUUGCCAUCGCAAUGAUGCUUGGCGAUGGUCUGUUCCAUGUUUUCUACAUGAUCAUCGUCAUGUCAAAAAGUUUCAUAAAUCGCAAGUCGGAGAAAUCUGAUAAUGAGGGUGAAAGCACCGGAGGGGACUAUGACGAAAAAACAAGAACUACCUACUUCUUGAAAGACCAAAUCCCAAAUUUUGUAGCCAUAGCUGGCUACUUAGUGCUUGCAGUCAUAUCUUUCAUUGUGGUACCACUUAUCUUCCACCAGCUGAAAUGGUAUCACAUACUGGUGGCCUAUUCAAUUGCUCCAGUCCUAGCCUUCUGCAAUGCCUAUGGAUGUGGCCUAACAGAUUGGUCAUUGGCCUCCAACUAUGGAAAAAUUGCUAUCCUCGUUUUCAGUGGUUGGGUCGGCCUCGAUCAUGGUGGGGUUCUUGCAGGCCUAGCUUCUUGUGGUGUGAUGAUGAGCAUUGUAUCAACAGCAUCUGAUUUAAUGCAGGAUUUCAAGACUGGCUAUUUGACACUUUCAUCACCACGUGCCAUGUUCUUUAGCCAAGUUUUUGGCACUGCUAUAGGGUGCUUAAUGUCACCUUUGGUCUUCUGGUUUUUCUACAAAGCAUACAGUGUAGGCGACCCCACUGGCUCGUACCCGGCUCCCUACGCCUUGAUGUACCGUGGAAUAGCCCUUCUUGGAGUCGAGGGCUUCUCUUCUCUCCCCAAGAAUUGUUUGAAACUUGCUAUCGGAUUUUUCAUUGCAGCUAUAGUAAUUAAUGUGAUAAUCGAGGUGCUGAAGAAGGUUGAAACAAAGUACAGAAUCUACAGGUUCAUCCCUAGUCCAAUGUGCAUGGCCAUUCCGUUCUACUUAGGCGCGUAUUUCGCCAUCGAUAUGUGCAUCGGGAGUGUGAUUUUGUUCCUUUGGGAGAAGAAGAACAUGAAACAGGCUAAAGAACUUGGCCCUGCUGUUGCGUCAGGCCUUAUUUGUGGUGAAUCUUUGUGGGGAGUUCCUGCUGCAAUUCUUGCAUUGGCAGGUGUUAAUGCGCCAAUUUGCAUGAAGUUUUUGUCUGCCAAAGCAAAUAACAAGGUUGAUGGUUUUCUAGGAGGCUGAUUCUUUGGUUGGAUCAUGGAAAUUUAUGUUUUCUUCUGUACUUUUGAAUCUACGUUUUUUAAAGUUUCCUGCUACGUUGUUUAUAAUUUCAAGUGUGUUUUUACAUUUGGUUUCGAGUCUUCAUUAGGAUUUGAUUGA
Molecule: messenger RNA, 1842 nt
Organism: Olea europaea var. sylvestris
Lineage: Eukaryota; Viridiplantae; Streptophyta; Magnoliopsida; Lamiales; Oleaceae
Product: probable metal-nicotianamine transporter YSL7
Exons: 7
Coding region: 52-1704 (550 amino acids)
Cellular component (GO): membrane
Molecular function (GO): oligopeptide transmembrane transporter activity
Source: RefSeq, a predicted model, not a curated record